AUGAUUGAUGAUGAAGUAUCAGUACAAGAACUAACUGACGAAGAAAUCGUUAGAGCAGUGGAGCCAAAUCCUGAGGUUGACAAUUCUGAUGAAGUAGAAGAAGUGGAAACAGUAUAUAAUUAUCAGAUAGUUUAG
Messenger RNA from Entrophospora candida, 135 nucleotides. NCBI's taxonomy places the organism in Eukaryota, Fungi, Glomeromycota, Glomeromycetes, Entrophosporales, Entrophosporaceae. The record is from the annotation of a GenBank genome assembly.